Messenger RNA from Hyaloscypha bicolor E, 1833 nucleotides. RefSeq names its product WD40 repeat-like protein. Gene Ontology annotation, biological process: positive regulation of anaphase-promoting complex-dependent catabolic process; positive regulation of ubiquitin protein ligase activity; anaphase-promoting complex-dependent catabolic process. Gene Ontology annotation, molecular function: ubiquitin ligase activator activity; protein binding; anaphase-promoting complex binding. Gene Ontology annotation, cellular component: anaphase-promoting complex. The transcript is spliced from 3 exons. The record is from RefSeq and is a predicted model, not a curated record. NCBI's taxonomy places the organism in Eukaryota, Fungi, Ascomycota, Leotiomycetes, Helotiales, Hyaloscyphaceae. Bases 1 to 1833 code for a protein of 610 amino acids.
AUGGGUGCCACCGACGAUAUCUACAGCUCUAGCAUAUCUCACGCGCAUAUUGCAAAAGCUGCAGUUGCCUUGAAUACAACUCAUGUAGCCACGCCACCCCGCAACACAACCCCUCCUCCCCAAGCGGAGAAGAGGAAAUCCGACAGGAAAGCGACAGACGAAGGUGCACGAAGCGAUAGAGCAACCGUGGCCUCUGUUUCAGAUCCAAUAGAUCCAAAUGUGUUAAGCAAAGCUUUGCUGAAGGAAUUUGAAGAUGCUGGGAGACAUAGGGACAUUACGCCUGGGGGAAGCCCAAGCAGGAAGCGACAAAGAGUAUAUGGAGACAGAUUCAUCCCCAAUCGAGAAGGACAAGAUUUGCAAGCCAGCUUUAGCUUACUUCACGACGAAGGCUCGCCUGCUACUCCAUCGAAACAAAAGAAACGAACUCCUCAUGGCGAGCUUCAUUUCCAGAAGACCGAAGAAGCGAACCGGACCUUCUCAACAUUGCUUCGCUCUGAGAUUUUUGAUACGACCAUUCCCCAACCAACACCUCCUAAUCUCUCACCUGACACGACACUACUGCCCUCAUCACACUCAACCACGAUUAACGACCCGACAAGAUCGCAUACUCCGCCUAAUAAUUCCUCAAACCCUUCACUACCGACCUCAUUAACACCAUCGACUCCUCACAAGAACCUCUUUACAUAUAUGUCCCCGAGACAUCACACGAAUAUUCAAGGCCACCCCACACCAUCAAGAACACCGCAGAGUAGGCAUGGACCGAAUCUCAAUGCGAGAUCUGAGAUAUACAGUCUGUCCCCCGUUAGAUUUGGAAGCCAGCAAAUGUUGUUGAGUCCUCGGAAGCCGCCUCGAGCAGUCAGCAAAGUACCUUACAAAGUCCUUGAUGCACCUGACCUUGCCGAUGAUUUCUACCUGAAUCUUGUGGAUUGGGGGAGUAGUAAUGUUCUUGGCGUGGGACUUGGAAGUUGUGUGUAUAUGUGGAAUUCACAAUCAGGACGAGUCAACAAACUGUGUGAACUUCCAGAUGACACUGUCACCAGUGUUUCGUGGAUCCAACGAGGCUCUCACAUCGCCAUCGGCACUGGUAAAGGCCUCGUUCAAAUCUGGGAUGCAGAACGAAUACGACGUCUUCGUACUAUGACAGGUCAUACAGCACGAGUCGGCUCCCUUGCCUGGAAUGACCACAUCCUGACCUCCGGCUCUCGGGAUCGACUAAUUUACCACCGUGACGUCCGAGCACCAGACCAAUGGCUCCGAAAGCUAGUUGGCCACAAGCAAGAAGUGUGUGGGCUCCGAUGGAACUGUGAAGACGGCCAACUCGCAUCAGGAGGCAACGACAAUAAGCUCAUGGUCUGGGACAAGUUGAACGAGACCCCCUUAUUUAAGUUCAGCGACCACACUGCGGCCGUGAAAGCCAUCGCCUGGUCACCACAUCAGAGAGGUCUUCUAGCUUCAGGAGGAGGAACCGCAGAUAGGAGAAUUAUCUUCCACAACACACUCAACGGUACCACCAUCAACGAAAUCGAUACCGGGUCGCAAGUCUGCAACCUCGCCUGGUCCAAGAACUCCAAUGAGAUCGUUUCUACUCAUGGUUAUAGCCAGAACCAAAUCGUAGUCUGGAAAUACCCCUCCAUGACGCAAGUCGCGAGUCUCACAGGCCACACUUACAGAGUCCUAUAUUUGGCCAUGAGUCCAGACGGGAGAGUCGUGGUAACUGGAGCCGGGGAUGAAACCUUGAGAUUUUGGAAUGUUUUUGGGAGAAAACCCGGACAGAGAGAGGAAGGUGAUGCGGGUGGCGGAGGGAAACUGGGGGAUUGGGGCGUUAUUAGAUGA